Molecule: messenger RNA, 2349 nt
Organism: Musa acuminata AAA Group (dessert banana)
Lineage: Eukaryota; Viridiplantae; Streptophyta; Magnoliopsida; Zingiberales; Musaceae
Exons: 11
Coding region: 1290-2093 (267 amino acids)
Source: RefSeq, a predicted model, not a curated record
UAAAAUACAUCUUAAGGGAUGAGGAUGAUGAUUGUCUGGUUACAGGGUACAAGUUCAUUAAGAACAUAUCAAUUUUAUAGUGUGAUACAUUAGCCAUCAAGGAGGGUCGUAGAAAUGAGAGGAACAAUACAUGAACAUGUAAUAUACAGUUUCAGUGUCUCAAUUUUAUGCAUUAGAGCAUCGUAUUAGGCCCCAUCAACCAAUAAGAAAUUAUUCAUUUUACAUUAAUCAUAUUAAUCCUAGGAUCUUAAUGCCUACAAAUCCUUUUAUCAAUUAAAAUAUAAAAAUUAUCAUGUAUCUCAAAUUUUAUAAAAAUUCUAGAUUUCAUAAAAAUUGUAUUAAUUAAAACAUAGCUUGAAUCCUUUUCAAUAGGGGAGGAGGAAAGAUGUCAUAUAUGGUAUAAAUCCUAAUUUUAAUUUCGUAAAUAGUAUUUAAUUAACAUACUGUUUCAUUAUUGCUUUUUAAAAUAAGGAAUAAUCUUGACGUCUGAAAAUUUUUAUUUCCAUUCUAUAGAACACUCAUUAGAAAACAAAUUAUGCUGUGAUAUGACAUAUUAGUAAUUAAGGGAUAAUUUAUUUAGGAAAUAAUAAAGAAAUAUGCUGAUUAUAACAUAUAAGCCGGACCGCCUCCAUCUUGUAUAAAUCGAUAUGAAACCAAGCCUUGCAGGUCUCAGCCUAAAGCAUCACAGUUUCUCAUAGCCCACAGCAUCAUGGGCAAGAGUAAGAUGAAUUCCAGCUACUUCUUCAAUUGUGCUUAUGGUAUCUUGUAGCAUCCUCCAUAUAAAGAUAUUUCCCAACAGGCAGACUGGGUUUAAAGAGCAAUGCUUUGAAAAGACAGAAGGACUUCUUCAACAAAGAUCAAUCCAGGCUUGAACGUAAUGAGCUCACAUAUAGCGAAGAGUUCGGUGGUGCUUCCUCAACAGCUCCAUCUGGUUAUGUUGCUGAUCACAAUUCCUUGACCAAUUUGUUACAAUGUGAGAAUUACUUAGAAGAUUUAUGCCAUAAGAGAGAGGAAGCUUUGCAAAAGCUUAUUGUGGAGUUUGAAAAGCAAGUGCUGAAUGAGUUUGUUCAAAGCAGAUAUAUAACAUUAACAUAUCGAUGUUUAAAAUUAAUGACAAAGGGUCCCACAACUGAAGCUUAUUUAGCUUGUCGUGUCAUUGGUUAGUAUCAAUCUCUUUCAAAUAAUAUUUACUUAUGCUUGAUUGACAACAUGACACUAGCUACCCAUUUCUUGCAUAUGAUGGAUUACUGGCUCUCACUGUUGACAAUGGCAAUGCUGCACAUGAGAUAAUGAAAGAAUCAGUUCCACAACUUUGUGAAGCUUUCAAAUCUGGCUCCAAUGCAUUCAAAAUACUGGUGUUACAAUGUCUGGCUAUUGUCACCUUUGUUGGUGCAAGUAGUCCAGAUGAGGUGCAGCUUUCAAUGAAAUAUAUAUGGGAGACAUGCAAUUCAGCAGAUUCUACCCACACUGUGUUACCUGCAGCAUUAUCUGCAUGGUCAUUUCUCCUUUCAGCCAUUGAUGGGUGGAGGAUACAUUCGGAGUAUUGGAAGGGGUCUAUUUUGUUCCUUUCGACUUUAUUGGAAAAAGAUCAGCAUUCUCUUUGUGUGGCUGUUGCUGAAGCUGUGGCCCUUAUUUCUGAAAUUGAUAGAAUAAAUAAUUUUUCCGAAGAAGCAUGCGCUACUUCUGUUGAAUCACUAAAAUGCGAGUUAUGUGCGGAAGUCAAGAAGCUUUAUGAGGAGUGUCAGGAUAGAAUCCAUGAUAAAGAAUUCUUGCAAAACAUCCUGCAGUAUUUUGAGAUUGGUGUGUUUGAUGAAGUUAUAAUGAAGACUUCUAGCCAAGAUGUGAUUUUAAAGGUGUCAAAGUGGAGUCAAAUGAUACAGGUGAGGCACAUUAAGCACUUCCUUCAAAGUGGCUUUUCAAAGCACAUGAAGGACAAUGAGCGACUUCAUGAUAUAUUUAAGUUCAUAGAAGUAAUUCAAGGAAAUCGUCCAGUUGAAAAGAUAUUUGUGCUAACAUCUGCUGAUCCAAAGGAAAGGACCAUGCUGAGAAAUAGACAACGAGCGUUGUCUCAGAUGAAGCAUUUCUCGGAUUAAUGCCUAUGAAGAAUAUAUCUACAAUAUGGAUUGAAUUGAAGAUGCAUGAAUCUUGCCACAUAAUCAACCAACUCAAGAAGAGCACAGAGAAGUUCUCUCUUGUUUCAUAGCAACAUUAACAGAUUAAUAGAAUUUGACAAUUUAUUAUGUUUCCAUUACCUUGUAAUUGAUAAUUUCUGGUGCAUGGAAGACAAUCUAAGUUAAUUUGCUUGAUUAGAAAGUAAUACUGAAAUUAUUAUGAUCUUUUUCUCAUUCA